AUGUCAGCACAUAGCCUUAACCUCUUCGGAGUUCUCUCCGAGACCAAACGCAUCAUCAACGCCCACUCCCGCCAUUUUUUGGCUCUCUCUGUUCUCUUCCUCCUCCCUCUCUCCUUCUCCCUCGUCGUCUUCCCUUCCCUCUCCCACUCCCCUUCCCCCCUCUCUCAUUACCACCGCUCCCUCUUCUUCUUCUCCUCCUCCUCCCCCGACCUCCCUCCCAUCGCCACAUCCCACCUCCUCCUCGCAUCUCUCUACGCUCUCUUCGCUCUCUUCUUAUCACUCUUCGCCACCGCCUCGAUCACCCACAGCACCUUCCACGGCUUCUACGGCAGGCCAGUGAAGUUCAUCUCCUCAAUUAAGUAUGUGCUCACAUCGUUCCUACCCCUAAUUGGAACCCUAAUAAUCAGCAUCUUCAUUUUAGGGUUAAUCGCCCUCGGAUUUGGGGGUUUUAAUGUCUUGGUGUACAAUGCCCUAGCCCUAAUUGGGGUUGAAAUUGACUACACCAAUGUGUAUCUCGUGAGUUUUUUUGCCUUGAACACCGUUCUGCUUUUCGGGUGCUGA
Salvia splendens (bonfire salvia) is the source of this 561-nucleotide messenger RNA. RefSeq lists its product as uncharacterized. Lineage: Eukaryota; Viridiplantae; Streptophyta; Magnoliopsida; Lamiales; Lamiaceae. The coding region runs from base 1 to 561 and encodes 186 amino acids. The record is from RefSeq and is a predicted model, not a curated record. The transcript has a single exon.